CUGACCAGGUGUCAGGCUCUCGUCAUUCUUUCACUUCAAUUCAUUAUACUUUCAGCUCUUUCUUUCGUUUCUAAAUUAGUCUCGAUUCUCAGCCAGACACAAUGAAGUACCUUCCUCUGGCCGUUGCAGUUACUGCCAGUCUGGCACCUACGGCUUCCGCUCAUUAUAUCUUCAGCAAGCUCGUGUUGAACGGAGAGGCUUCUGCGGACUGGCAGUACAUUCGUGAGACCACUCGCAGCAUCUGCUACGAGCCUACCAAAUUCACCAACACUUUUGACAAUUUGACACCCAACGACAACGAUUUUCGUUGCAACCUGGGCUCGUUCAGCAAUGCCGCAAAGACCGACGUCGCCGAGGUAGCGGCGGGAGAUACCAUCGGGAUGAAGCUCUUCUACGACACUAGUGUUGCGCACCCCGGCCCGGGCCAAGUUUUUAUGCCCAAGGCACCCACCGGCAAUGUCCAGGAAUACGAAGGCGACGGCGAAUGGUUCAAGAUCUGGGAAAGAACGCUUUGCAACGAGGAAGGCGACUUGACCAAGGACGCCUGGUGCACCUGGGGCAUGUCCGAGUUCGAGUUCCAGAUUCCUGCUGAGACCCCAGCAGGCGAGUACCUGGUGCGCGCCGAGCAUGUGGGCUUGCAUGGAGCUCAGGCCAACGAGGCUGAAUUCUUCUACAGCUGUGCACAGGUAAAGGUCACAGGCUCGGGAACUGGAUCUCCCAGUCUCACAUACCAGAUCCCCGGUCUCUACAACGACAGCAUGACCCUGUUCAACGGCCUCAAUCUUUGGGUCGACUCGGCCGAGAAGAUUCAGACGGAUAUACUGGAAACGCCGAUUGGGGAUGACGUGUGGAACGGAAGUGGUUCGGGAAGCUCAUCUGCUGCCUCCCCUUCGGUCAGUAGUGCAUCUGUCGCAAGCCCGGGUACAACUACCGCUGCCGUGCAUGCCUACGUUCAGACCCCCGCCAGCAGCAGCAGCAGCAGCAGCAGCAGCAACAUUCAAUCCGCGGCCGCUAGCUCGGGAAACCUUGUCUCGCACUGGGGCCAAUGCGGAGGCCUUGGUUAUGCUGGCCCAACCGAGUGUGAGUCGCCUUGCACCUGCGUGGAGCAGAACCCUUGGUACCAUCAAUGUGUUACUUCGGCCUGA
Molecule: messenger RNA, 1145 nt
Organism: Aspergillus neoniger CBS 115656
Lineage: Eukaryota; Fungi; Ascomycota; Eurotiomycetes; Eurotiales; Aspergillaceae
Product: endoglucanase
Exons: 3
Coding region: 102-1145 (347 amino acids)
Biological process (GO): carbohydrate metabolic process
Cellular component (GO): extracellular region
Molecular function (GO): cellulose binding
Source: RefSeq, a predicted model, not a curated record